Messenger RNA from Eriocheir sinensis (Chinese mitten crab), 2420 nucleotides. RefSeq names its product protein SPT2 homolog. NCBI's taxonomy places the organism in Eukaryota, Metazoa, Arthropoda, Malacostraca, Decapoda, Varunidae. The transcript is spliced from 2 exons. The coding region runs from base 13 to 2352 and encodes 779 amino acids. The record is from RefSeq and is a predicted model, not a curated record.
UUAACAAUUAAAAUGGCCAACCAAAGCAAGCUGUUGACUGUAAACAUUGACCCUGAAGUCAUGAAGAAGGUGGUGAAGGCGUUGGUCUCCAACGCACUGAUGAAGGCAGCGGGGUGGGCGGUGGGCACCGCUUUUGAGGCGGUGCUCGUCUCCCGCAGCCUCCAGCACACCGUCGGCGCCUGGCACGCCGCGGGGCCGCACACCACGAGAGUCGGGCAGGUGCGCCAGCUCCUGGCCGACCUCUGGGUGCUGGCCGCCCCGCGGGACCCCCUCAGGGAGUGCGGCGUCCUUGCCGGCCAUGACGGCUGGUGGACGGUGUUCUGGGGCCUGGGGGAGGCGGGGGAGCGCCUCGCCUGCCUUCAGCAGAGGGUGGCGCUGGCCCACGAGGAGCACGAGGCCUUCACGAGAAACCUUGUGCGGGUCUGCGUGCUGCUCUUCACGGGCCUUGCGGGCUGGGCGCUGUGUGCGCUGCGGGGGGCGCGGCGACCACGGGAAACGGUGGCCGCUGCGGGCACUGCGGCGUGCACGGCGGGCCCAGAGGAGGAGGAGGAGUUUGCCUCGGCCGAGGAGGAGGAGGAGGGGGAGUACGCCUCGGCUGAGGAGGAGGAGGAGGAGGAGGAGUAUGCCUCAGCUGAGGAGGAGGAGGAGCUGGAGGGGGAGUAUGCCUCGGCUGAGGAGGAGGAGGAGGAGGAGUAUGCCUCGGCUGAGGAGGAGGAGGAGGAGGAGGAGUAUGCCUCAGCGGAGGAGGAGGAGGAGGAGGAGGAGGAGAAAGAGGAGGAGGAGGAGGAGGAGGAGGAGGAGAAAGAGGAGGAGGAGGAGGAGGAGGAGGAGAAGAUGGAGUUUGCCUCACCUCUGGAGGAAGAAGAGAAGCCUGAGGAUGCCACUGAAAUUGACGCGAAGUUGCACGAAGAUGUAACCUGCACAGAAGAGGCGGCGAGCGUGACGGCUGUUCUGGAAGGCGAAGAUUCACGGCCACCUGAAGACCCCCUGGAGGACAAGGUCGAGGACCGUCAGGAGGAAGUGCCUGACAGCCUCAGCGAUGCCUCCCAUCCGCCUCGUCCCGCCCAGCAAAACAAGGAAGUGGCGGCCAAGACCUGGGCCGAGGAGGUGGACGCCGCCUUCCCUGUCCCCGAAGAGUGCCUGCAGCACUUCGGCCCCGACGAGUGGUCGCUGGUGACCGGCCACAAGAAGAACCGAGGGAAGCACCAAGACGCGACGGGCCAGCAGGACGACACUCAGACCUGCUGCAGGCACUCAGGCACACAGGGUCGCCCUUCAGGCACACAGGGCCACCCUUCAGGCACACAGGGCCGCCCUUCAGGCACACAGGGCCGCCCUUCAGGCACACAGAGCCGCCCUUCAGGCACACAGAGCCGCCCUUCAGGCACACAGGGCCGCCCUUCAGGCACACAGGGCCGCCCUUCAGGCACACAGAGCCGCCCUUCAGGCACACAGGGCCGCCCUUCAGGCACACAGAGCCGCCCUUCAGGCACACAGUCCCUACCUGCAGGGACUCAGCUCCAGGGUUCUAAGAGUCAAGGCCGCCCAUCAGGUGCGCGCAGAAGACAUCGUAAGCGCGCAUCAGGCACCCCGGGGCAGAAAGUGUCACCAAGAGCCCAGACUUACACUGUGACGCCCCAGCCCGCGCCCCUCACCCGGUGCUGGGCCGCGGUGGUGAAGGCGGCCAGGCCCGAGGCGGCGGUGACACCUUGCCCUCCUAACACCCAGGCCCGCUCCUUAGGAACUCAGAGUCGCCCUUCAGGCAACCAGGCCCGCCCUUCAGGCAACCAGGCCCGUCAUCCAGGCAACCAGGCCCGCCAUCCAGGCAACCAGGCCCGUCAUCCAGGCAACCAGGCCCGCCAUCCAGGCAACCAGGCCCGCCAUCCAGGCAACCAGGCCCGUCAUCCAGGCAACCAGGCCCGCCCUUCAGGCAACCAGGCCCGCCAUCCAGGCAACCAGGCCCGCCAUUCAGGCAACCAGGCCCGCCAUCCAGGCAACCAGGCCCGCCAUCCAGGCAACCAGGCCCGUCAUCCAGGCAACCAGGCCCGCCCCUCAGGCAACCAGGCCCGCCCUUCAGGCAACCAGGCCCGCCCUUCAGGCAACCAGGCCCGUCAUCCAGGCAACCAGGCCCGCCAUCCAGGCAACCAGGCCCGCCAUCCAGGCAACCAGGCCCGUCAUCCAGGCAACCAGGCCCGCCAUCCAGGCAACCAGGCCCGUCAUCCAGGCAACCAGGCCCGUCAUCCAGGCAACCAGGCCCGCCAUCCAGGCAACCAGGCCCGUCAUCCAGGCAACCAGGCCCGUCAUCCAGGCAACCAGGCCGGCCCUUCAGUUCUGGGGCCACCUCAUGGUUAGUUCCACGCCUGAUGAUGAUGACAAAAGUUUCAUUUGAAGGGAGUUUCACAAUUUUCUGUAUAUCUCAU